UCGCUGAUGAAUUUGAACAACGUUAAAUCUAUGUGCCUGCUGGAAGAUACGUUGAAGUCGUCUUGUAGAAAAUUUUUUGAGUGGCAUUGUGACAAACAGAUAAUAAAUUAUAAUAUGAGUCCUUUCUGUUGUAAAUCUUGGUCUUUGGGGAAUUACAUUGCAAUGAUUAACAAUAAAACUGAUUGCCUAGAACUAAUUGAAAACGAUUUGUUGAAAGUUGAAAGUCUCCUAAAAUGUUGUGCUAAUAAAAGCCCUGCGUAUAAUAAAACAUAUGUCGAGAAGUGCUUGAAUAAUUAUUCUGACGUCAACAACACCAGUUUGGAUAUGAGUCUUUGCACAUUUUACGCCCAUGAGCUCGACAUCGUUCGGAAGUACAUAGUUGAUAAAAAUUUUGGAAAAAGCGGGUUUCUUCUCAACGCAUUGUCAUUUGUUCCAUUAAGUUAUGGAAUAACUUCAAAAAAAUUUUUCCAAUGUGUUAUGAAUGUUGAUCUGAAAAAAAGCAAUAUUGAAAUAGUAGCAAUGAGUUAUGAUUUUAAACACAAUAUUUUUGAUGAACAAUUAUUGUCUGACUCACUGUUCAUUCUUCUUAGUGCUGUUUGUGUUAUUAUUUUGUUAUUCUUGUACACCAGAUCGAUUUUUAUAACGUUAUCUACUGUAAUUAUGAUUUUUUAUUCCGUUGUUUUUUCCUAUUUUAUCUAUUCGUACAUCUUAUCUAUUCAAUUCUUUCCUUUUAUGAAUCUCUUAACAUUCAUAAUAUUGAUUUCAACCGGAGUUGAUAAUGUAUUUAUUAUAUUUCAUGAUUGGUACGUCACAUUUUCGAACAGUAAUUCACUAACAACACAGAGUUGCCUUCAAAUAAACCUCAAACACAGCUUUAAGUCUAUUUUUCUUACCAGCCUAACUACUUCAACGGCGUUUCUCUCUGGUUAUAUGAACAAUAUCAUUGUUUUGAAAUGCUUUGCUUUGUAUUCAAGUAUUGCAUUGCUUUCGUACUUUUUAAUGGCAUCAUUCAUGGUUCCUGCGAUAAUAAUUUUACAUUGCAAAAUUUCUUCUAUUUCAUGCUUGAAUAUUACCUCAUUUAAACAUUUUUUUGACAGGGUCGACUUUCACCUAGGCAUGUAUUUUAAUAGAUUUAUUACUUCACUUGUGGUUAAGUUGAGGUGGCUGUGGAUAUCCAGUUUUAUUUUUAUAUCUUUGUCAUCAUUUUUCAUAAUUUUUAUACGUCCAAAACUGAAAAUUACUCAAUCGAGUUCACUGAAGUUGUUCGUAGAUUGGCAUCCUUCAGAGAUUUUUGAUGAAAUUAUUAAUUCCAGAUUUAAUUUCACAGUUUCAGACGAGGCAACGAGCUUACCCAUUGUAUUUGUUUGGGGUGUUAAAUUGGAAAAACCUCUAUCGAGGUUAAACAUUGACGACGAAUAUAAUGUAACCUACGACGAGUCGUUUAAUCUCUUCACGUCUGCAGCGCAGUUAUUUUUAGUGGAUUUCUGCAAGAAAAUAAGAAAAUCUUCGUUUUAUGCUCGUGAACCAGGUAUAAAAAAGCAUAGCUGCUUUAUUGAAUCAUUUCAAAAAUUGAUGUCUCGCAAAUGCGUAAAUGUUUAUGGUGCAGAUCUUCACCCUUGUUGCUCCUCUACAAAGUUUCCAUAUCCCGAAAAAAUUUUUAAGCAUUGUUUAUUUUUUUUGCUUCCAGAAAUGUCAACGAAUUAUUUUUUUGAUCAAACUGGGGUUCGUUUUGAUCCGAGUUUUUCUCAGGUGAUUGCAUUAGUCAUUGAAUUUCCAAGCAACCAAACUAUCAAGUCUAGUUACGAAGAUUAUAAGAAGUUCUACCAUUAUAUGAGUAAUUUUACUAAACUGGCCAUGGAGCUAGAUGCACCUGAAGAACUACGUGGAGGCUGGUUUACAAGUAUUUUGAAUUUUUAUGAUUUACAAGAAAGCAUUAUCACGGUCACACCCCUGUCACUGAUUAUAUCUGUAUUAGUCGCGGCUCUGUUUGCUCUUAUAGUUACUGGCAAUAUUAUUCUUACAUGUUUUGUUGUGCUGAAUAUAACGUGCUCCUUAGUAAUAACAACUGCCAUUUUGGUCUUGAUUGGUUGGUCCUUAGAUAUCUUUGAAUCGAUAGCAAUAUCUUUGACAGUUGGAUUAUCAGUAGAUUUUGUUUUACAUUACGUGAAUGCAUACCAACACACGAAUGGAGCAGAUAGACAUACAAGAGUGAACGAAACUAUCAAGGUAAGUGGUGCUAUUACUUAUGCAGCCUUAUCAACUUUUUCUGUUGGAUUGUCCUUGAUACCGUCUAAAGUUCUUGCCUAUAAGCAAAUAUCUUCUUUUCUUGUUGUGGUAAUAGCGACGAGUUGGUUGUCUUCUUGUUUAUUCAAUCUUUCAAUACUUUAUGUUGCCGGUCCACUAAAGAACUUUGGGCAAUUACCUUCAAGUUGUUUACGGAAGAAAUGUCAAAGUGUUGAAAAAUGA
This is a messenger RNA of Helobdella robusta, 2466 nucleotides long. RefSeq lists its product as hypothetical. Gene Ontology annotation, cellular component: membrane. The annotation marks the transcript as partial. The transcript has a single exon. The record is from RefSeq and is a predicted model, not a curated record. NCBI's taxonomy places the organism in Eukaryota, Metazoa, Annelida, Clitellata, Rhynchobdellida, Glossiphoniidae.